CUCCCAUUCAUUCCAGCCGGGAGGACAAGGAAAACAAAACUCUAAAAAUAACUGUCAGCAUCUUAAAAAGAGAAAAGCUUCGCUGCCACCACCACCACCCCCCCUUCUUCUACUCCCGCCCUCUCUCCGCGCCACGGGGCACAUGUCUGCUUCUUACAACACCGCGAGGCACAUGGUCCCAGUUAGACACCUAACCCCAUCGAGACCCGAGAGGAAAUCCACCUCUGUGGGACGCUCCGCACAGAACCGCCACCUCCAGCGAGGGAGGCCGGGGACUGCAGCAGCGACAUGAAAAAGGGCUAGAGCGAGGGGACGCGGCUCAUGCGACGGCCGGGAGCGCCUGCGAGCUGGAUCUGGUGGAGGAUGCUGCGGCAGGUGCUUCGCAGAGGGCUCCAGUCAUUCUGCCACAGGCUGGGCUUAUGCGUGAGCCGGCACCCGGUCUUUUUCCUCACCGUGCCGGCAGUCCUGACCAUCACCUUCGGCCUCAGCGCGCUCAACCGCUUCCAGACCGAGGGCGACCUGGAGCGCCUGGUUGCUCCCAGCCACAGCCUAGCCAAGAUCGAGCGCAGCCUAGCCAGCAGCCUUUUCCCCCUGGACCAGUCCAAAAGCCAGCUCUAUUCGGACUUACACACCCCUGGGAGGUAUGGCAGGGUGAUCCUCCUCUCCCCACCCGGGGACAAUAUUUUGCUCCAGGCUGAGGGGAUUCUGCAGACCCACCGAGCCGUGAUGGAAAUGAAGGUGAACCACAAGGGCUAUAAUUAUACUUUUUCCCAUCUGUGUGUGUUGAGAAAUCAGGAUAAGAAAUGCGUGCUGGAUGAUAUUAUUUCAGUGCUAGAGGAUCUCAGGCAGGCUGCCGUCUCCAAUAAGACAACAGCCAGGGUGCAAGUAAGGUAUCCCAACACUAAAUUAAAGGAUGGGAGGAACAGUUUUAUUGGACACCAGCUGGGCGGGGUAGUGGAAGUACCAAACAGCAAAGACCAGCGGGUCAAGUCAGCCAGAGCCAUUCAAAUCACCUACUACCUCCAGACCUAUGGUUCUGCCACUCAAGACCUCAUAGGGGAGAAGUGGGAGAAUGAGUUCUGUAAGCUUAUGAGGAAACUCCAGGAUGAGCACCAAGACCUCCAACUGUACUCUCUGGCAUCUUUUAGCCUCUGGAGAGACUUUCAUAAGACCAGCAUCCUGACCAGAAGCAAGGUCCUGGUGAGCCUUGUGCUGAUCCUGACCACGGCCACCCUGUCCAGCUCCAUGAAGGACUGCUUGCGCAGUAAGCCCUUCCUGGGCCUCCUGGGGGUGCUCACAGUAUGCAUUUCCAUCGCCACUGCAGCAGGGAUCUUCUUCAUCACUGAUGGGAAGUACAACUCCACCCUGCUGGGAAUCCCUUUCUUCGCCAUGGGUCAUGGAACUAAAGGAGUAUUUGAGCUUCUGUCUGGAUGGCGGAGAACCAAAGAGAAUUUACCCUUCAAAGACAGGGUAGCAGAUGCCUAUUCUGAUGUGAUGGUCACCUACACCAUGACCAGUUCCCUGUACUUCAUCACAUUUGGUAUGGGUGCCAGUCCCUUCACUAACAUAGAAGCAGUGAAGAUCUUCUGUCAGAAUAUGUGUGUCUCUAUUCUAUUGAACUACUUCUACAUUUUCUCUUUCUUUGGCUCUUGCCUGGUCUUUGCUGGACAACUUGAGCAAAAUCGAUACCACAGCAUCUUUUGCUGUAAGAUCCCUUCUGCAGAAUACCUGGACCGCAAGCCUGUGUGGUUCCAGACAGUAAUGAGUGAUGGGCACCAACAGACAUCCCAUCAUGAGACAAACCCCUACCAGCACCAUUUCAUUCAGCACUUCCUUCGAGAACAUUACAAUGAGUGGAUUACCAAUAUCUAUGUGAAGCCAUUUGUGGUCAUCCUGUAUCUCAUUUACGCCUCUUUCUCCUUCAUGGGGUGCUUGCAGAUCAGUGAUGGAGCCAGCAUCAUCAACCUCCUAGCCAGUGACUCCCCAAGUGUUUCCUAUGCCAUGGUUCAGCAAAAAUAUUUCAGCAACUAUAGUCCUGUAAUAGGAUUCUACGUCUAUGAACCCCUGGAAUACUGGAACAGUAGUGUCCAAGAGGAUCUCCAGAGGCUCUGUAGUGGCUUCACUGCAGUGUCCUGGGUAGAACAGUAUUAUCAGUUUCUGAAAACAAGCAACAUCAGUGCCAAUAACAAGACCGACUUCAUCAGUGUCCUGCAGAGCUCAUUUUUAAAAAAGCCAGAAUUCCAACACUUUCGGAAUGAUAUCAUUUUCUCCAGAGCUGGGGAUGAAAACAACAUCAUCGCUUCUCGCUUAUAUCUGGUGGCCAGGACUAGCAGGGACAAACAGAAGGAAGUCAUAGAAGUUCUGGAUAAGUUAAGGCCCCUGUCUCUCUCGAAGAGUAUCCGGUUCAUCGUGUUUAACCCUUCCUUUGUUUUCACAGACCAUUACAGUUUGUCAGUCACCGUGCCUGUUCUGAUCGCAGGCUUUGGGGUUCUCCUGGUGUUAAUCCUGACUUUCUUCCUAGUGAUCCAUCCUCUGGGAAACUUCUGGCUAAUUCUUAGUGUCACCUCAAUUGAGCUGGGUGUUCUGGGCUUAAUGACGUUGUGGAAUGUCGACAUGGAUUGCAUUUCUAUCUUGUGCCUUAUCUACACUUUAAAUUUUGCCAUUGACCACUGUGCACCACUGCUUUACACAUUUGUAUUAGCAACUGAGCACACCAGAACACAAUGUAUAAAAAGCUCCCUGCAAGAGCAUGGGACAGCCAUUUUGCAAAACAUUACUUCUUUUCUUAUUGGGUUGGUCCCCCUCCUCUUUGUGCCUUCAAACCUGACCUUCACACUGUUCAAAUGCUUGCUGCUGACCGGGGGUUGCACGCUUCUGCACUGUUUUGUUAUCUUACCUGUGUUCCUAACCUUUUUUCCUCCUUCCAAAAAACACCACAAGAAAAAGAAACGGGCCAAACGAAAGGAGAGAGAGGAAAUUGAAUGCAUAGAAAUCCAAGAGAACCCUGAUCACGUCACCACAGUCUGAGGGUGGAGACUUUUUCUUUCCCAGUGUUGCACAACGAUGCAGGGCUAGUAAGGCUCAGACCUCAGCUGCUUGGGCUGGCCAGGGGUAACAAGGCAAGUCAGAUCAAGAGUGCAUUAUUCAUGACAUAUCCGAGGGUCUGCUUCUUUGCGUGGAAGAGAUAACAAAAGGAGGUGAAGUUCUUUACGACCUUGUGCUCCAUGAGAGAUCAUUUUCCAGACAUUGAUCUUAGAGCUUUUCUGAGAAAUGGAUGGAUUGUUGUGUUAAGAUGGAAGGCUAAAAGAUCUAAAGAUUCUUAGAAGAAAUGGAGAAGAGAGAAUAGGUGGUCUCCAGAUAGGGGGAAAGACAGAAGAAAUGUCUAAUUUGUCAUGUCACUUCAUGUUUGCUUUUGAACAGGUCAAUCAAAGGAAACCCAUGACAUGGGAAGUUUAUAUUUAAUCCUGUCUUAACCAAAGGACCGGACUGCCUGAUCCACUUUGUGUGUACAUAUAAGUAUACGUAUGCUUGUCUUUAGUGUGCAUUGGUGUUUGGGUGAAAGAUGUCCAUUUGCAGAUAGGCUGGCCUUUCUCUAAAAGUCCAAUCAAACUUUAGCCAAAUAUAUAACCUCACUAGGGAUGUUACAAAAUAUGUAAUUGGCCACUUGAAAUCAACUCAACUGUCUAAGAUAGCAAGAGUGUUCUCAACUGUGUGAUAACAAAAUAGAAAUUUGAAUCUAUUAAAUUCUGCAUAUCAUGUUGUUGAUCACUGAGAUCCUACCUUUGGGAUGACUUAACAAAAACCCCAAAAGGUAUUUGAGUUAAUUAGCAUGUGAACAAAUGUUUAAAAUCUAAAGUAGUUGAGAGAGCUUGUCACUAGCUUUUAAUAUUUCUGUGUAUUUGGAAGGCCAGCAAGACUAUUUUUGGAUAUCUCACCCACCUGAAAAAUGAGCACUUUAAGCACAUUGUUUUUGCAUACAUAUGUAAGGGUACACAGUGUAUGUGAAAGAUGGAAAGAAGUAAUGUGUUGUGGCACAUACAGAAGUUAACACAGGAAAAAGAAAAUGUCUGGGAAACUUAGCAAGUAAAAUGAGCCAUCUACCAUUCACCAUCUUGGCAUCAAACAGUCGGUAGUCUAAGAAGAGCUUGCCAACUCUAGAAACUCUAGUGUGCUCCUUGGAAUAAGACUGGGAGCAUUAACCCAGGCCAUGAUCACUAUGAUGGUGGUGGUGGUCACCAUAACCCCUGCAGCAUCAUUUUGUAGCUUCUUGAAAUAUCACUGUCUUCAUUAACUAGAAAGUACGCUCCUAUGGCAAGCACAGCUCUCUACAGGUGCCAUACUAACUGUGAGUAAUUGCGCCUGGACUCCUUACAUUAAUAAAAGAAAAUAUUGAGGUAAAUGUUUUUAUUGAGUUAGUGUUUAAAACUAUGCCCCAGGCACUCAGUCUUCUGAAUGCUUUCAAGGACUAAGGCUGCUAUUCAUGUUGGAGAAAGUUACAAGAAAAUUCCUUUUCCAUGCCAAAUAGGAAGAAACCUAAAGAAAAAUUUAUUUCUGGGUAGAAUAAAACAAAUGCCUAAUGAUUACACAUCCUACUAACAAUCUCUUUUUCCUGAGGAAUGUUUAUAUUUCCCACCAAUUUGGGUUGUAUAAUUCAAAUGCAUUAACAAUACUAUUGGCUUAAAAAGCAAAACACAACUGAACUUAGAAAAUUCCAUUCCUGUUUCAGUUUUAGGAAAUGAUGCUGAUAGAUAAUACUGCUCUUCUAAAUGAUGCAAAUUUUAAAUGGAUGUCAUUUAAAUGAAACUUCAGUUUAUUGAAUGGCAUUUAUUCUAUUCUACUUUAAGGCUGCUGUGUUUCAAUGUCUCCCCUGAUGUGGGUAGAGCAGCUAUAGAAUUAAGGAAGGACCAUAACUUCCCAUAACCACACUUAAUGUUUUCACUGUAUCUGGAAAGUCAUGUCACAGGUAGUGCCAACCUUUCAUCUCAAGAACUUUUGUGCUAGGGAGAACAGAUGCUUGGACAGUUGACCUCUAGGCCACGAUCUCAUAUUUGAGGUUGAAUUUUCUGAGCAGUUUUUGCAGUUCGAGAACAGAAUUCCUCUUUUAAAGUUACUCAUUGUUUAUGAAAAUUUCUAUCACUCACACCUGUUUGUAAAGACAGACACUAAGGAGCAAGAGGAUUCCAUGUUGCUCCAUAUCUGUCCAUAUUCAGUGAAACUCCAUUGUUUUACCAAGUUUUCAUUUAAAGAAAACUUACUUGAGUUUUAUAAUUGCCAUAGACCAUUUCAGAUACAAAAAAUAAACAACAACAACAAUAAAAAGAUUGACAAGCUAAUUGGCAAGCUUUCAAGUUGCCAAAUACAUGGAAGUACCACUACAUAUUCUGCCAAAAGCACCAAUUUUUAUCUCUCCCAAAGUACUUGGAUGGGAAAAGACUUGUUUAUGUAUUAAGUAUUGUCUUCAAGGAUCAGACUUGUAGGACAAACAGGAAUUUCUAACUGUCCAACUGUCUAGAGAUGUAGCAUUUUAGAAGAGAUGUUAUCUUCUCCAGAACAUGUUAUUCUCUCUAAGGAUGUGUAGCAAUAAUUUACUGAAAUGAAACGCCAUGUUCUGGAAGAGUUAAUAGAAUGUCCCAAAUGCCUUGUCUUUGUCUUAGGAAGUAAUGUAAGCCCAGAAGGAUCUCACAAAGCAGCGUGCAAACCUUUGAACCUCACUCUGCAGCAGAUAUUUCCAAGGUUUCCUUCACUUAGUACCAAGUACUAAAACGAUAUCAUGAUUUGCAGGUAACCCUCCAAGCUCCACCUUUUCUGAUUAUUUAUGUGUUCCAUCCUAGUUUUUCAAGUUUUUGCUUGCUUUGUCCAUUGUGAAGUAUUGAUGGUGUUCAAGUUAGGACUUUAUCUACUACUAAACAAAGGGCCAUUCAAAUCCUCGAAGAAAUCAGUGGGGAAUCUUUUAGAAUUGUGAAGUGCGUUAUUUACUGUAAUGUGUUUUCCCCUUGAAAUGGGAGAGUUUUAAAAAACUUGGGAACUCCAUACCUUUUUUUGUUUAAACUGGACUGUGUCCCCAUCAGAAUGUGAAACAGAAAGUACCGUUUAAUGUUCCACUCUCCUCAAUGAGGAACUCACCUAAAUUACCAGCCAAAAUUUGUCUAAAAGUUCCAUGGGCUAACCUACAUCAUGUGGAAGUCUGUUGAAAGAAUAUGUUUUCUGGUGGGUUCUUGCAGUAAUCAUAAACCUCUUUGAAGCCUGUAUAAGAGUACUCUAUGACAGAGCUAUUGUCAAAUAAGUUUGUAUCUCAUAAAUGUCUUUCUUCCAAUUGAUUUCUACUCAUUUCCACAGAAAUAAAUUUACAUGUUUUAUUUUGUAUUGUGAAAGAAAGAAGUGUGAUACCCAUAGCUCCUAUGAUGCUAUAAUAGCCAUUCUUGUAUGUUGAUCUUGAGUGUAAGAGCUAUGUCCAUUCUGUAAUUAUACAUUGCACUUUACCAUUACAAGCUAACCCUUCUAGACUUGCAAUUUGAGCUGGGGAUUAACUAUUGCCAUUCAGAAUUGUGUGUAUUUUUAUAUGUUGACUGUAAAUAUUGUCAUUACAGUCAAAUAUUUUUAUGACCAAAUAUUUAUAAAUGCAUGGCACAAUGCACGCAUGAUUACUAGUAUGUAGAUGAUUAAAAAUACUAUUUUCAGGGUUAUUACACUUUUUAUUAAAAUUCUCAUAUUCUCUAU
Messenger RNA from Mastomys coucha (southern multimammate mouse), 6717 nucleotides. It is a transcript of the gene Ptchd4, whose product is annotated as patched domain containing 4. Gene Ontology annotation, cellular component: membrane. The transcript has 4 exons. NCBI's taxonomy places the organism in Eukaryota, Metazoa, Chordata, Mammalia, Rodentia, Muridae. The record is from RefSeq and is a predicted model, not a curated record. Bases 322 to 3027 code for a protein of 901 amino acids.